This is a messenger RNA of Vicia villosa (hairy vetch), 480 nucleotides long. RefSeq lists its product as uncharacterized. The transcript has 2 exons. Lineage: Eukaryota; Viridiplantae; Streptophyta; Magnoliopsida; Fabales; Fabaceae. The record is from RefSeq and is a predicted model, not a curated record. Bases 1 to 480 code for a protein of 159 amino acids.
AUGUUAGAGAAAGAAGCUCAAGAUAGGUGGGGUAAUACUGCUCAUAGGUUUGAUGAGGAAGGUAUUCAGAUUACUUGGGAUCUUUUCUGUGAUGCAUUUCUGGAAAACUAUUUUCCGGAAGAUUGUCGUGGAAAGAAGGAAGUGGAGUUUCUUGAAUUGAAGCAAGGAAAUGGAACGGUGGCGGAGUAUUCUGCAAAGUUUCAAGAGUUGAUCAUGUAUUGUCCUCACUACAAUACUAUGAAUGCGGAACGAUCUGAGUGCUUGAAGUUUGUGAAUGGUUUGAGGCAUGAUAUCAAGAAGGCGAUUGGGUAUCAACAGAUUACUCGAUUUACGGAGUUGGUUAACAAGAGUCGUAUUUAUGAUAAGGAUAGUAGGGAGAGUGCUUCUCACUACAAGGCUAUGAAUGAGAAGAAGGGUCAAUAUCAUGGGAAACCGUAUGAUAAUAAGAAGAAAGCUGGUUUUGGCGGAAAGCCAAGUUGA